Molecule: messenger RNA, 384 nt
Organism: Neoarthrinium moseri
Lineage: Eukaryota; Fungi; Ascomycota; Sordariomycetes; Amphisphaeriales; Apiosporaceae
Exons: 1
Coding region: 1-384 (127 amino acids)
Source: RefSeq, a predicted model, not a curated record
AUGAGUUCCCCGGUUCAAGUCCGCGAGUACCCCAUCCCAGGCGGCAAGCUUGGCCGCAACACACUCAUCUGUGGGUUAGUGAUGCUCCUGUCGUCGCGCAGCGAGGUUCUGGCCCCAGGCUCUCCAAUAUACGACUACCUACUCGCUGAACGGCCAACCGCACUGAAGUAUUCUAUUCGAGCUCAGUAUGGCCUCUACUACUUCCUCUUUGGCGCCCAUACAAUCGAGAGCGUGAUCUUUGCGGCGACAAGGCUACGCAAACACGGCGUUCCGGUAUUCAGUUUACUAUGGUUCAAGUGGAUGCUGGCUUGUUUUAUUGGAGGACAACUGACUUACAAGCAUUUUGACAACGUUGUUCGCGCGACAGCUACAAAGAAUGUUUAA